AUGGAGGCUCAAUGCCCUCUCCUCCCCGACGACGUCAUCGAGGGUAUCUUCACGCGGCUGCCGGCCAGUUUAGUCCUCGGGUGCCGCGGCCUCUCACGGGGCUGGGCGGCCGCGCUCUCCUCCGACGACUUCGUUGACCGCCACCGCCGCGCCGCCAACCGGCACGGUGGCCCCAGGUUCUUCCUUUUUCAGAGCUCGUGGAAGACCAACACAACGACAACCACGGCGCACGCGUGGUCGCCUGCCCGGCCCGUCGACGGCGUCGUGCCGCUGCCGCGGAUCACCAUGCCCCUACGCUACCCCACCAUCAUCACGCAGCACUGCCGCGGGCUCGUCCUCGUAGACGACGGUCACGUCGAGGGGUCGCGCUGCGUGUACAAUCCCUCCACCGGCCACAUCGCGCGGCUCCCGCCGUGCCACUGGCGGGCGGGCCGCACUCUUCCGGCGCAGGGGCGCUACGAGAGCUUUGGCCUCGGCUACGACGCGCGCAGCGGCAAGCACAAGGUGGUGCGCGUAUACUACCGUGGAGACAAGAUCCCCGUCCUCGUUCAGGUCUACGUGCUGGACCAAGAGGGGUUCUGGCGCGCCGGCAGCGAUCGACUGCCCCGAGGCGACGAAGCCGCCCGGCUGGGUGAGCGAAAGAAGAGUCCGAAGAUGGACUCGCACUGGAGGGUGACGCGCCGGGGACUCAUCGUCUCCUUCUCAGUUGCCGACGAGACUUUCGGGGUCGUGCCGCUGCCUCCGCGCGUGGACUACCUCGGAGAGUACCGACUGACAGAGCUCGAAGGGCGCCUGUGUCUCUUCAACCCCAUCGCCGACAGCAUCCACCGCGAUCGCCGGUCAUACGACUUGUGGUUGCUGCGCGACGACGAGGCCGGUGCAUGCGAGUUGCGCUGCCGCAUAGACCCAAACACGGCGUCGCCGGAGGUCGCUCGGUCCAUACUCUCUCGCAAAGCCAGUCCGGUCGCCUCCAUGGACGACGGCCGCCGCAUACUAUUUAUAAAAAAGAGCAUCAAGCGGUGGGCAGCCGGCCCCUUCGCGUACACGCCAUCAACCGGCAACGUAGAGCGCCUGCCCUACAGCCACAUGUGUUCAGCCACGCUGUACGAGGAAAACGUUGUAUCCCCCGGCAGGCCGUACGAGGACAUCCUCUUCUUGCCGGCGGCGACACAGGCCCUUUGCGUGCACUAG
Molecule: messenger RNA, 1191 nt
Organism: Aegilops tauschii subsp. strangulata
Lineage: Eukaryota; Viridiplantae; Streptophyta; Magnoliopsida; Poales; Poaceae
Product: F-box protein CPR1-like
Molecular function (GO): protein binding
Source: RefSeq, a predicted model, not a curated record